AAAUAAAUUAAAGUAAAAUAAAAUGAUAUGGGGUGGGUACCAUAUUAUCCGUCCCAUCCCGAUUACCUAUUGGGGCGUGGCAAUGCAGGGUAUUUUGCCAUCCUUAGUUUUGAUUGGUGGUCUUUGGAAGAACUUUGCCCAUCUGCAUACUCUAAUAGGUUUGAAACGUUUCAACAUAAUUUGAUUGCAUCUUCAAUCCAUGAGAUAUAUGCUUGCUUACUAAUAGGGCCUAUCUGGAUUUUAGUUGGUGGACUUUUGAAGAACGUUCCUCAUCUCCGUACAUGAUAGGGAAUUCAACAUUUCUCAACAUCAUUUAAAAGCUUUUCUUCUGAUAUCCAGCUUCAUAUGAUAUAAGCCUGGAUAAAUAACUGACGAAAAAAGCUGAAACCAUUAUAAAAAUGGACAAGUAAUGACCAUAUGAUACAGGUUUUAAAGCUUGAAACCAUAAUUUUCACAGUUAUGUUUGUUAUGCUGACAAAGAACAUUGAAAGUAUAGGAGUUGCUACAUGAACGAAAUAUUUAUCGCUUUCCCUAUUGUGCACCAAUAUGACAAGAAAAUAUGAUGUUUAUUGUAGGAAGAGCAUGAGACAAGAUUACAGCAGUUACAUGGUUACUGUUCAUUUCAAAAGCUUUUUAUAUAAGCUUGUCUCUCGUUCUGAUAUCAUUUCAGGACACCAGACCAAUGACAAGAAGUGCUGGAAAGGCUUAAACCUAGCCAUUUUAAAUCAUUUUAUCUUCCUGCAAAGCAACUAUUUUUCUCCCUUCAAAUUGUUUUGUUUUACGAUAACUUGUUGCUAUACACUGCUAAGUCAAAAGUCACUUGUUUACCGUGUUUUUUUCAUAAUGCAGAUGUUGAUAUAUGAGUUCAUGUCUAAUGGUAACUUGAGAGACCACCUAUCCGGUAACUCAAAAGUGCCUUUGACUUUUGCUAUGAGAUUAAGAAUUGCAUUGGGUUCAGCCAAAGGUAUACUUUACCUACAUAUGGAAGCCAAUCCUCCAAUAUAUCAUCGUGAUAUCAAGGCAAGCAACAUAUUAUUGGACCCUCGAUUUACCGCCAAAGUUGCUGAUUUUGGACUAUCCCGACUUGCUCCAGUUCCCGAGCUUGAAGGAUUGGUACCUGCUCAUGUAUCUACGGUAGUUAAGGGGACCCCUGGAUACCUUGAUCCAGAGUACUUCCUAACUCAUAAGUUAACAGACAAAAGUGAUGUCUAUAGCCUUGGAGUUGUAUUUCUGGAGCUCUUGACUGCGAUGCACCCGAUUUACCAUGGCAAAAACAUUGUUAGGGAGGUCAACAUUGCAUAUUCUUCUGGAAUGAUAUUCUCUAUUAUCGAUGAUCGGAUGGGAUCUUAUCCUUCUGAAUGUGCAAUGAAAUUCAUGAAGCUGGCUCUUAACUGUUGCCACGAUGAUACAGACACCCGACCCUCAAUGGUCGAAGUGGUUAGAGAACUCGAAAGCAUAUGGUUAAUGAUGCCAGAAUCCGAUACCAUGAUGUCAGAAUCCGUAGUAUCUGGUCCUGAAAAGAUGUUCACUCCAACAUCUUCGUCCUCUACACUGAAAACUUCUUAUGUUUCGCAAGAUAUAUCUGGCAGUGAUCUUGCCUUUUCUUUUUUUUUUUUUUUUUAA
Molecule: messenger RNA, 1623 nt
Organism: Olea europaea var. sylvestris
Lineage: Eukaryota; Viridiplantae; Streptophyta; Magnoliopsida; Lamiales; Oleaceae
Product: probable LRR receptor-like serine/threonine-protein kinase At1g06840
Exons: 4
Coding region: 547-1623 (358 amino acids)
Biological process (GO): protein phosphorylation
Cellular component (GO): membrane
Molecular function (GO): protein kinase activity; ATP binding
Source: RefSeq, a predicted model, not a curated record